AUGGGCGGCACGGCGCUGUCGGGAGCGCUGUGGCUGGGGCUGCUCUGGGCCGGGAGCGGGGCCGGGGGCAGCUGCCAGGGAAAGUGCUGCCAGGGCCGGGAUGCCGCCUGCGUCGGCGAGGGAUGGAAGGAGGGAGGUGGCUACGGUACCUGCUACUGCGACGAAGGCUGCCGGCGAGCCGGGGACUGCUGCCACGACCACGGCCAGGCGUGCCCGGCUAUUCCCUGUGUUGUGGGGGAGUGGAGUCAUUGGAGUGGCUGUGCAGAACAAUGUCAUCCUGGGCUGCGGAUCCGUAGGCGCUAUGUUCAACAGGAACCUAAAAAUGGUGGGGAGCCAUGUCCAGCUGUGGAGGAGAAGGCUGGCUGCCUGGAAUACCUGACUUACCAGGGGGAGGACUGCGGCCAUGAACAUGUCCCUGCUUUCAUAACUACCUCUGAAUACGCUAAAGAAAGAAAAAGACGAGCAGCAUCUUCUCUCUGGCCUUCAGACAAAGAAGCACUAGGAUACUGUGUGGAGUUCAGGACAGAAUCCCUUUCCCACCACUGCGCCCUGGAGACGCGUCCGUACGCGCGCUGGAUGCAGUACCUGCGUGAGGGACACACCGUGUGCGUCACCUGCCAGCCCCCGGCCAUGAGCACGGCCACGCAGCGCUGCUCCGGAGAUGGCCACAAAGCACACGGAGAUAAAAUCUUGCACUGGGAAGCAAUUGGCAACUCCCAGUGCCAAGGAACCUGGAAGAAGAUCCGGCAACUAGAGCACUGUUCCUGUCCCCUGGUGCAUAGUUUUAUUUUUACAUAAAAGUUUAAAAGAUCUUUAAAAUGGCAACAAAAAGAAUAAGAAAAUUAACACCAGUGCCAGCCAGGAAACCUACAUAUUUCUGCUGCAUUUUCUGGAGCCUUAACAAAUUUUAAACAAGUAGGAACUUUGACAGAAGUAUUUCAGGAAAUUCUCUCUGCCUUAAUACAAAAUGUGAAGACUGAACUCUGUAUUAGAACACUAGGAGCAUGUUCCCAUGUUUCUCUUUUGCAAUAAAGAGCUAAUGUUUCUAACCAUAGUAGUUGCUUUUUCUGAAGUUCUCCAUCUUUACUGGCCACAGCCCUGUCUACAGGGACUGCUCCUACUCAGUACUGAGCCAGCCAAAUAUUUUCAAGUCUGAGAAUAGUUACUGUCAAUAUUUCAGAGCAAGGGUGAAUAAAAAUGAAGUUUUUGAGAGCAAAAACCAGUUUUAGGUCCU
Molecule: messenger RNA, 1234 nt
Organism: Cinclus cinclus
Lineage: Eukaryota; Metazoa; Chordata; Aves; Passeriformes; Cinclidae
Gene: SBSPON
Product: somatomedin B and thrombospondin type 1 domain containing
Exons: 5
Coding region: 1-798 (265 amino acids)
Source: RefSeq, a predicted model, not a curated record